AUUCAGUGUGUUUCUGUCUCGAGCUCAUUUUCUUCUUCAGACUCUGAAACAUCGACACAGAGGAAACGUUUCUCUGAUCUGUGAUCUGUGAUCCACUCGUCAUGUCUGCGCCGUGCGUCUGCAGCAGCUUCAUCUCAGCUGUGUUGCUGAUGUCAUCGUGGUGCGUUCAGGGUCUGCGUGUCGACAUGUUUCCCAAACAGCCUCUCUUCCGACUGGGGGAGCGUCAGCAGGUGGCCUGCUCGGUUCAGGACUGUCCCAUGAUGCCGAGCUUCUCCUGGUCUCGACUGGAGGACCGACCUCUGACCGCCGCCGUGACCACCAACAGGACCCGGUCUGUGAUGACCUUUGACCCCGUGAUGAUUGAGCAUGAGGGCGCGUUGCUUUGCAAAGUCGUCUGUGGAGGAGACAAGAUUCAGAGAAUCAUCUCCGUGAACAUUUACUCCUUCCCAUCAGCCCCUCUGGUCCGAGGUCAGGACCAGCUGAGAAUGGGGGCGGAGUCGACCCUGACCUGUCAGGUGUCAGAUGUUUACCCUUCUCAGCUGCUCAACCUCACCUGGUCCAGCAGGGACAGAAUCCUGCAGAGCGUCGUCGGAGAACCCUGGUCCAGCUCCGUCCGGUCCGAAUACAGGUUCACUCCUCAGAUCCAGGAUUCAGGGGCCAACAUCAGUUGCAGGGCCACGCUGAACCUUCCCCACCUGCCAGCUGAGACCAGGACCAGAGAGACCACCAUCCCCCUCAACCUGCUCUAUGCUCCUGUUGUGACUUGGAUCUCGGACUCUGUACUCGUGAUGGUGGACGCUCCGCUCGCUCUCACAUGUUCAGCGGAGGGAAAUCCAGAACCAACGAUCAUCUGGAGGCUCCGGUCGACAGACGGUCGGUCUCUGCCGCAAGGUCGAGGUCAAGGUCAAGGUCAAGGUCAAGAUCAAGGUCAAGGUCAUCAGCUGGUCUUUGCGGCAGUGAGUCUAUCUGAUGCCGGACGCUACGAGUGCGAGGCCCAGAACAGCGAAGGAAACCGGACGGCUGCAGUGGACGUCACUGUUCACGCUCCGCCCACCAACACAUCCAUCUCCGUGGGUCCAGGUGAGGAUGUGGUGGAGGGUCAGCAUGUCACGAUCACCUGCCACUCCGACGGAGCUCCGCCCCCCACGCUAGUUCUGAGGAGGGAGGGGGUGGAGCUUCAUAGGACUGACCCCGCCUCCUACUUGCUGUCCUUCAGCUUCUCGUCUGUCCAGGUGGAAGAUUCCGGCCUCUACCAGUGUGAGGCCUCCAACCAGUAUGGAGCCCAGCUGGUGUCCAGCUCUGUCAGGGUCAAAGUUCACCCUCUGCAGCUGGAGGUGAGUCGUCCAGUCUCUGCUGCAGAGCGCGGUUCGGUUCUGGUCCUGACCUGCAGAGCGUCCGGAUGUGUCCGCCCCCCCUCCCUAACCUGGAGGAGGACAGACCGGGACAGGGUCGUCCUCCAGAGCACGCAGCAGCAGGACAGACGGUCCCAGCUCCACCUGCGGGACCUGGACCUCCGGGACCAGGGAUGCUACAGCUGCGAGGCCCAGUGCGACUCAGUCAUCAGAACCAGAACCACCGAGGUCCACGUCUACUCGUUUCCGUCUGAUCCGGUUCUGAUGGAUCCUGGUCCCGUCCCGCUGGGUCAGCAGGCCAUCCUUAACUGUGAUGUCAUCAAUGUCUUUUCCACCAAUCCGCUGAGGAUCCGGUGGCUCUCAGGGAACACGACGCUGACGUCCGAGUCCUACGGGUUCUCGGGUUCUUUACAGAACAUCUCGUCUGUUCUUCAGCACCGGGUGGAGGCGGAGAAGCAGGUCCUGACCUGCAGAGCAGAGCUGCUGACGGAGGACGGAGAUGUGUGGACGUCCAGGAGGACGAGUGUCCAUCUGCAGGUCCACUCUCCGCCCACCAACACCUCCAUCUCCGUGAGUCCAGGUGAGUUCGUGGUGGAGGGUCAGCAGGUUACGGUCAGCUGCCGGUCAGAUGGAGCUCCGCCCCCCACUCUGGUUCUGAGGAGGGAGGGGGCGGAGCUUCACAGGAGCGACACCGCCUCUUCCUCGCUGUACUUCAGCCUCUCGUCCGCCCACCUGGAAGACUCCGCCCACUACCAGUGUGAGGCCUCCAACCAGUACGGAGCCGAGCUGGUGUCCAGCUCCGUCAGGGUCAAAGCUCCUCCGAGGAACACCAGCGUCCUCGUCCUGCCGUCGCCGGUGGUCCAGGAGGGACAAGACAUCACCGUAUGCUGCCGAACCAUCAGCUUCCCCCCAUCGGCCAUCAGCCUGAGGAAAGUGACGGACGGGACCAAGAGACAUUCAGAAACCGGCUGCUUCCUAUUGGUCAACGUCACCGCCAGACACUCUGGGCUGUACCAGGUCAACGUCACCAACGAGCUCGGAUACCAGGUCAAAUUGUUCAGCAUCAGCGUCACAGAGAGGAGCAGCAGCCUUCCUCCUGGUCUCAGCAUCGUCAUCAUCAUAGUCGUCUGCGUCGCUGCUGCCGCAGCCGCAGCCGCGCUGCUGCUAGACGCCCUGAGGAGAUCCAGGAAGAGAGGGUUCUACCAGCUGCCCCAGUCGGCUCCAUCCUCGGCCUGAGGUGUCAAACUGUGACCUCACACACGAACAUGUGACGUCAUUUCCCAGCAGGCUCCUGUGAUCAAGGCUCCAGCAGCUGAAAGACUCUGACGUUCACAAACUGCCGCUUACUUACAUUUUACAACUGAGACUGAGACGGCCACAAGAAUGUUCACGUAUGUUCAUGUGUGUUCAUGUGUGGGUGUUCACAUGUGUGUGUUCACGAGUGUGUUCAUGUGUGUGUUCACGAGUGUGUGUUCUUGUGUGUUCACGAGUGUGUGUGUUUGUGUUUUCAC
Messenger RNA from Scophthalmus maximus (turbot), 2863 nucleotides. RefSeq names its product vascular cell adhesion molecule 1b (gene vcam1b). The record is from RefSeq and is a predicted model, not a curated record. The transcript is spliced from 10 exons. NCBI's taxonomy places the organism in Eukaryota, Metazoa, Chordata, Actinopteri, Pleuronectiformes, Scophthalmidae. Gene Ontology annotation, cellular component: membrane. Bases 102 to 2588 code for a protein of 828 amino acids. Gene Ontology annotation, biological process: cell-cell adhesion.